Molecule: messenger RNA, 1293 nt
Organism: Alternaria burnsii
Lineage: Eukaryota; Fungi; Ascomycota; Dothideomycetes; Pleosporales; Pleosporaceae
Exons: 3
Coding region: 1-1293 (430 amino acids)
Source: RefSeq, a predicted model, not a curated record
AUGUCUGAACGACGAAAACUAGUAAUAGUUGGGGCUUCUCUAACUGGGCUGACAGUCGCGAACCUUUGUCAGAACGAGUGCGAUGUCAUCCUAUUGGAGCAGAACGAUACGCUCUACUCAGGAAAGCACAACGGCGGAUUUUCUCUUGGACGUUGGGGCCGAAAGAUAUUCGAAGAAUACGUCCCUGCGCCUGACUUACUUGAACGCUCUAUACGCAGUGAACAGCUCUUGAUAUUUUCCCCAGAUAAUGAUGAGAUGGUGCCUGUGCCAGAAGAGCAUCGUGUUGUAAUGACUACUUGGCUCGAUGCGUACCAGGUACUAAUGCGAGAUGUGGUUGUAGAGUACGAGAAAAACUGGAAAACAGCGAGCGAGGCACGCCCAACGCUCCGCAUAGGCGCGAAUGUGGAAAACGCACAGUACAAAGAUGGGAAAUGGACUAUCACAUAUCACUCGACAGCCACCAAUCGUGUCGAGACAGAGACAGCUGACAUGCUCGUCGCCGCGGACGGUGCCCAAUCCACCAUACGGAAGCUCACGUCCCCAGGUGUAGUGCCCAGCUACGAGCAGGUCGUGGCAUGGCGCGGCCGAGUACCAGCCGAUGUUUCUGUCGAUGAAGAAAAGAAAAUUGAUGAACGAAUCAAGAAAGGCCUGCUUGUCUGGUACAAGAUGCACGGGUCUCAAUAUAUCAUCCUGUAUGGUGUGCCAGGCUUUGGCAAUGCCGAUGACAACGAUGAUAUGGUGAUCGAAUGGUGUUGGUAUCAUCCGUACGAGCAGGAUACCGACCGAGACCUUGAGAAGGUCAUGACCACGUUCAUAGACAGAGGGCGGCAUGUCAAAGGACGUGCAGAGAAAUGGAAGGAUUAUCUUGACGCCGCCAAAACCAGGUUUCCAAAACCCGUCUGGGAGAUGCUCUCAAAGUGUGAGACCCCUUGGAUUACCAAAGUGAUUGCUGCCCCUCUGGCUAUGAGACCCAUCUCUGUCGAUGAGCUUGAUGAAGACACCGACGACGAGAUUGGUGACGAAAGUUGGGAGCAGGGUGGCGACACGUCCGCUUCGUCACCACAAUUAAAAAGGCUUUGGUUCGCCGGUGAAGCAUAUGCUCCACUCCCGCCUUUCCUGGGUUCGACCUUUGAGCCUGGUGCCGAGCAUGCUGUGGCCAUUCUAAAUCUCAUCCAAGGUAAGAGCGAUGAGAGAGAACUUCGGAGCUGGCAAAGUGGGGGUACAGCACAGAGGCUAUGGUCGAGUAAAAUGGCUGGCUGGGAAGGAAUGGGUCUCCCAGACACCGAGACCUGA